AUGGAAAGGAAGGCGAAAAGAAAGGAGAGGAAAUUCUUUUUGUGGAGUUCAUUGAAGCAGUACUUGUUGAACUCGAGCAUCCACGGGUUCAAGUACCUCGUGGAGCCAGACAGACACUGGACCGAGCGAUUGUUCUGGAUAAUAGCUUGUGGUGUGAGUUGUUGGGCCUGUGGAGUGAUGGUCAUCAGUACAAUUCAAUUUGCAACAGCCCGAGAUGUCUCGAUCACAAUGGCCACAGAUUAUUUGGGCUACGAGGCUCAAGUCCCGGCUCUGCAUUUCUGCAUGGAGGCGACUGACAAAGCUAAAGAGUUCAUGUACUCAAGGGGUUUAGAUGCCAAAAAUAUAAUGGAUUACCAAUCGCUUGGAUUAAAAUCGAAGAACAUCCCCACUGAAGAGGAACUCGCAGAAAUAAUAAGACUGACCCAGCCAACCUGUGAAAAUAUGCUCGCACAGUGUCUGUGGAAUGACGAAGAGAUCAACUGCUGCGAUCUGUUUUUCCCCCUGCAAACCAAUAGCGGACUGUGUCUAUCAGCGAAUUCUCUGCAAUCCAUCAAGCCGGGUAAUACAACCGGACUGGAGCUCUUUAUAAAUCACAGAAAACAGAAGGGGCGAUUGACGAUUUUAAUAAAGAAAACGAAGGAGAAACUUCCAUAUGCUUAUCUGAUGAAUCGCUACGAGUACCCAACAGCGGAAAUAAGUACGGAUAGAAAAUUAGAGCUGAAAAAGAAAAGCCUCGUAGUGAUCGAUGUAACCGCCGUUCCAACGGUCAAUAAACCGGAAGUCAUCGACAUGCCAAUGUCAAUGCGAAAAUGUCGCAUGUCUUCGGAGAACGCCGACAACCUCUACCUAAAGUGGUACAAUUACGACGGCUGUCUGAUGGAGCAGCAAAUGCGCAAUAUGCUGAAACUGUACGGAUGUAUAAGCCACAUAUUCCCUAGGGUUCCAACAAUCGAAAUGUGCAAUGCGACGCAAUUGGAUGGAGCAUAUCUUUGGGCGAAGGGAAUCAAAAACGUUGACGCAGCCAAGUGCCUGCCUGAUUGCGAGGGCAUUGUGUAUGACUUUAGUCUGAAUAAAUACGAGUAUCCGAAUUUACCGACAUGGGCGCCAUUGCAGAUUGAGGUUAAUAUGUUGCCGGGGCCCAGCAUCCAGUACGAGAGAUAUGCGACCCGGUCUCUUCUACAAGUUAUCAUAUCAGUAGGAAGUGUCGUCGGUUUAUUUAUGGGAGCGAGUCUCCUGAGCAUCGUAGAACUCCUCUACUGGCUCAUCAUCCGGACAAAUCCAUAA
Molecule: messenger RNA, 1284 nt
Organism: Diachasma alloeum
Lineage: Eukaryota; Metazoa; Arthropoda; Insecta; Hymenoptera; Braconidae
Gene: ppk13
Exons: 4
Coding region: 1-1284 (427 amino acids)
Biological process (GO): sodium ion transmembrane transport
Cellular component (GO): membrane
Molecular function (GO): ligand-gated sodium channel activity
Source: RefSeq, a predicted model, not a curated record